Molecule: messenger RNA, 2173 nt
Organism: Alnus glutinosa
Lineage: Eukaryota; Viridiplantae; Streptophyta; Magnoliopsida; Fagales; Betulaceae
Product: L-type lectin-domain containing receptor kinase S.4-like
Exons: 1
Coding region: 77-2104 (675 amino acids)
Biological process (GO): protein phosphorylation
Cellular component (GO): plasma membrane
Molecular function (GO): protein kinase activity; carbohydrate binding; ATP binding
Source: RefSeq, a predicted model, not a curated record
UUCUAUCCAUAAUAAAAUCAUUGAGCACUCUGAAUUAUCUCCACCCCCACAAAGCUGAAUUCUUUUUUUCGCUCUCAUGGCUGAAAAACUCAUCUCUCUCUGGGUUUUCCUUCUACUCAUAUAUCUAGUAAAGUCUAAUCUGGAUGAUGCUAGACCCUUGUUGGACGAGUUCAGCGGCGGGUUCAAGGCUGCAGGCAACGACUUGAGCUUAGACGGCGUUGCAGCGGUGGAGAACAAUGGCGUACUUCGGUUAACAGACUACAACUCGACCAUGAAACUCGGCCACGCGUUUUAUUCACACCCAAUCCAAUUCAAGAACUCCAGCGGCGAAGUCAUCUCCUUCUCCACCUCCUUCGCUUUCGUUAUAACCCCCCAGCCUUGGAGAGAAGGCGGCGAUGGCCUCGCUUUCGCAAUCUCUCCCGUAAAAGGUUGUCCUGGGGGUAAACCAGGCGAAUUUAUUGGCCUGUUCAACGCCAGCAAUAAUGGGAACUUCUCCAACCACAUAUUAGCGGUCGAAUUCGACACUUACAUGAACCAAGAGUACAACGAAACCGACAGCAACCAUGUUGCCGUCGACAUCAAUAGCAUAAUAUCGAACAAAUCUGCUCCGGUCGUGCAAUUUAAGGGUGAUGAUACGAACGGGGUACCCCUUAAUUUGACGAGUGGUCGGGUAAUUCAAGCCUGGAUUGAUUAUAAUUCGCCAACAAAUCAAUUAGAUGUCAGGCUUGCGACGGACUCUGCCAAACCCAGUUCUAUACUUUUGUCCUUUACAGUGAACCUCUCACAAGUUCUUAAUGAAUUCAUGUACAUCGGGUUUUCUGCUUCCAUUGGUUUAGUCACGAGCUCACAUUAUAUCCUGGGUUGGAGCUUCAACAAGAAUGGGGACGCUAAAUCUCUCAAUUUAGAUCGACUUCCUAAGCCCCAGCUCCCCAGUACCGCCACUGCGAACAAAAAGAGUCAGACAGGCCUAAUUGUUGGUGUCUCAGUAAUUUCAGGUGCUUUGGCUGUGAUUUUGCUCGCUGCUUUGACGUUUUACGUCGUCAGGAGGAUCAAGAAGGCUGAUGUGGUUGAGGACUGGGAGCUUGAUAUUGCUCCGCAUAGAUUUCCUUACGAGGACCUGAAGAAAGCAACAAGGGGUUUCAAAGAGAAAGAGCUACUUGGAUCUGGCGGGUACGGUAAAGUUUACAAAGGAACUCUGCCAAACUCAGAUACCCAAGUUGCUGUUAAGCGUAUUCCUCAGGAUUCAAAACAGGGUUUGAAAGCGUUCAUAUCGGAGGUUGCUACUAUUGGCCGACUUCGUCAUAGAAAUUUGGUUCAAUUAUUGGGUUGGUGUCGUCGGGAAGCUGAUCUACUACUUGUGUAUGAAUUCAUGCCCAAUGGAAGCUUGGACAAGCACCUCUUUGAUGAGCCCAGAUCAAUCCUAAGCUGGGAACAAAGGUUCAAGAUUAUCAAAGGAGUGGCUUCAGGGCUUCUAUACUUACACGAGGAGUGGGAAAAAGCAGUAGUUCAUAGAGACAUCAAGGCCGGAAAUGUUUUAUUGGAUUCUGAGUUUAAUGCAAGGCUGAGCGAUUUUGGUCUUGCUAAGCUAUACGAGCACGGCUCCAACCCAAGCACCACCAGGGUGGUGGGCACGCUUGGGUAUAUGGCACCUGAGCUCACGCGCACAGGCAAGCCUACGACCAGCUCGGAUGUGUAUGCCUUUGGCGCUUUGUUGCUGGAAGUGGUUUGCGGUAGAAGACCCAUUAAUUCUACAGCAUCGUCUGAGGAGCUCAUCGUGCUGGUGGGCUGGGUUUGGGAGAAUUGGGCGGUAGGAACAGUGCUUGAUGUUGUAGACCCAAGGAUGGAGGGAAAGUUUGACGAGGACGAGGCUGUUUUGCUGCUGAAACUGGGCUUAAUUUGUUCAAAUGAUGACGCCGAGGUACGCCCUACGAUGAGGCUGGUGUUGAGGUACUUGGAGGGCGAGUUGGCGCUAAGGGAGGAGGUGGCGAUGCCAUAUCAGAAAAAAGGUGCUGCUGGUGCUGGUCGUGGUACUGUUGAGAUUCUGAAUUAUAUGCAAUCCUUUCCGACGACGUGGUCGUCGGUGUUUGACGUUGAUGGUAGGUAGGCCAGACAGUAAUUAUGUACAAAUAAAUCUAUGUUGACAAAUAAAAUGUGUCGUACGUUUUAUGUUUUA